AUGAACAUUAACGACUUACUUAACCCUGUUACUGAAAACGAAACAAGCAGUUAUAUGCUUGACAAUUCGUUCUUUGAGCAACAACCCGCUCAAAUGGAUAUCAAUGUCACUUAUCCAGCUUACAACAUGAUGGAUAUCAAUGAUAAAGCCUCUGUCAAUGAUUCAAUUGACUUUGAUGGUUUCUUGGCUGCUGCCACUAACAACGUUGAGGCCAAUGAAGAGGACACUUCUCCUAUGGAAGCCAAUUCCAGCAAUGUUGAGGUGGAGUACACCUCUGGAAUGGCCCAAGCUGAACCAGAGCAGGCCAACAUUGAGUACGACCAGUUUGUACCAAUGUACACUCCCAACAGCAGUGCUGAGGCCGUUAGUCUGGAGUUGUUCUCCUUGUUUUUCGAGAACAGUGUUUCUCGUGAAAUCUAUAAUCAGUCUGUCAAGAUCGUAAACGAGUACAUGACAGAACGUGGAUCCCCUAAAACGGAUUCACUUCUGUCAUAUUACAAGGUGGAUACCUUGCUCAAGCAAGAAUACACAGUCAAGGCACAGGUGUAUGACAUGUGUGCCAGUGGGUGCUUUCGUUUCCCUGAUGUCGAGCCUGGAAACUCAAUCGUUGAGAAUGAGACAUAUCAGGUAGUGCCUCUCUCGGAGCAAUUACGCUUCAAGUUGGCUCACCCUGAAGAAUGGGCAAAGAUUACCUAUGGCAUGGAGGUUUUGGCUGGUGGCCAAUCGAAUGUCCGUAAGGAUAUUCUUGAUGGAGAUGGCAUCUAUAGACUGCUCGCAGGUGGGAUUGUUGGCCAGGGUGACAUGGUGGUGUCUAUGUUUGUUGACCAGUUCAACCCCUUCAAGGACGCCGCCAUAUCAGCUAGCAUCAUUCAUGUUAUUAACAUGAAUAUCAACCCUGCCAAAAGUGAAAGCAUUGCCCAGACUAUGUGCUUCCUGGAGAGCGAGGGUCCUGCCCCUAUGAGAGACGUAGGGAGUAUUCGCAAAGCCGAAGGAAGUAGACCUGGUGGUGAGAGAUACAAUGCCUUUGCAGAGUUACCCACACUCACCAGUUCUGCUUUCUUUGGCCAGGACGAGAUGCACCUCCUAGGUCAUAGAACAGGGCACCAGCUCUAUCAAGCCCUUGGUGGCAAAUUCUGCCCUGGGACUGCAGGCCCGGGCAGAAAAUCCUAUGGAAUGCACCUCCAAGAACGCCUGCAACGACUUGAGUACCUCUUUGCCCUGGAUGUUAGCCUAGAUGACAUCGAAAAAGCAGUCAGCACAUCCAGGGCAGAUAUACCCACGGCAUUUACCGAUGCAAAGCAGGCCAUGAGAGACCUGGUGCUGGCGUGCUCCAUUGUCCAACAAUGGAGCAUCACUGCCAGCAACAUUGUUGCCAUGGAGCAGGCAAUUGGCCACUGGCACUCCUUCCUGAGGUGCAAGAUUUCGGAUAGUAAGUUGAAAUCCAACAUAUUUGUGAUGAACCAGCACAUGCUGAUUCAUCUUGGUUUCAUGUUGCAGGAAAUGGGCCCUUUGCGGGCUUACAGCUGCCGUCUGAUAGAAUGCACAAUCAGUGCCUAUACCUCUGCGAUCAAGUCCAGGAAGGAGCCCGGAAAAAACAUGGAAAAUGUUCUUUUCCGGAUGGCAGCCAUCAGUCACUGCCGCGGCAACCGUCCAGCCAGGACUGGACCAGCUGACAGAAGGACCAGCAACUUUGAGGUUGCAAGUGAUGAUGUUGCUGGUCCUCAGCUGUGGUCCAGUCCAACCAGAUGUGGAAAGACUUGGUGGUUUACAGAGUCCGGUCCUCCUUUGACAGUAGACAUGUUUGAGCUAACAAUCUUGUUGUGCUCAAACAUAUGUGGGAUUGAUAUUAAUCAUAAUUUAAUUAUGUUUUUUGAAAGUUAUGGAUUUGUCCACAAAUUCUUUUCUCACACUGUCAAAGGAGUGACCAGGCUCUUUGCAGCCACCAAGAGUCUUUCCAAUGUCAGACCCUUGCUGGGCAUGCUCUUCCCUGUGUCGAGCAACCACUCGCAGGGCGAGAUGAGGAUAGUAGACGUGAAGUCCUUCAAGGGGAUGGCUGGCCUCAUUCACGAUACUAAGAAUGGGGCUAUUAGAGAUAUUGUCUGGCCCUUGCUGACCCACAACCAGUAG
Phycomyces blakesleeanus NRRL 1555(-) is the source of this 2127-nucleotide messenger RNA. RefSeq lists its product as hypothetical. NCBI's taxonomy places the organism in Eukaryota, Fungi, Mucoromycota, Mucoromycetes, Mucorales, Phycomycetaceae. Bases 1 to 2127 code for a protein of 708 amino acids. The transcript is spliced from 10 exons. The record is from RefSeq and is a predicted model, not a curated record.